AUGUGUCAAUCAGUCAGCCAGUUUAUUAUAGUCUUAGACCAGUACGAGCAAUGUGUCCAUGAGUGCUCUCUGCUAGUCAGGAGCCUCACCAUUCUUGAAAGGAUGGAGGUUCCUAAUUUUUUCAAUACCAAAAAUUCCUUUCCUUUUGAGUCUACUUUGAAAGUCAAAGUCGACAGAAAGAACUUGCCAUCUCGCAAAGUUAUGUUGUCUGCAAUGAGGGCAAAAAUGCCUUUUAUGUAUCGGAGGGAUGUUUGCCAUGCUGAGUGGCAUUACACCCACUACCAGGAACAAUGUCUUAAGAAUGUAACCAAGAGCAUUUGUUUUUCCAAAGAAACUAUUAAACACAGAGAACCAUCAGCUUUGUCUUAUAAAGAAUAUGACCCUAGAGGUCUAUAUGAUUUUUCCAGUGUCAUUUGUCAACAUGAACAUAUUAUUCCUAAGAAGCAAAGCCAACCAAGCAAGUUGAAACCAUUGAGAAGACUACCUCAGUUCAGGAAAUCAGGGAUUGCUCUUGUCCAAGAAACCACUGGGAACAUCCCUCUGUUCUUAGAAGACUGUAUCUGGAAAGCCAAGGUUGAGAGUACCAACGCAGAGCCCACUUGGCUGGUACCUAUUCCUCCUCCUCCUCCUCUUUCUCCUCCUUCUUCCGACCUUCCAAAUGUUCAGGCAUUCCUGACCAAACCCCUUGAGAAGUUAGAAGACCCAAUUAGCAAAAAAUGGUCCAAAUCCACAAUCUGGGAUGAACCAGAACAAGAAAAACUGGGAUGGGAAGAAAGACUGUUGACAAAGAUAAGCAAAGCAACAGCUCAAUGGAUUGUGAACAAUCAAUCCUCCUGGGGAGGCUGGGUUCAGGGUAAACUAAAGCAUUUCAAGAAGCAAAAGUACGACUGGAACAGCAUCAGAUAUGUACUCCUUUGUGAAAAUGAUGUGAAACUGCUGGAUGAAAUUCUGGUAGAAGAAACAGUAGAGGGAGGUCACAGAGAUGAACAAAAGAAAUUAGAGACACCUCUUUCUGCUUACUAUAGAUUGCCAUCUUUUCAUACAAGAGCGCUGCACAUGGAUGAUCCAACCUUUCACAAUCAAACAGCAGAAAAAAUAUCAAAGAAAUGUCUCAGACCAGUGACUCCGAUUAAACGUCGUGAACGACUGCACUCCAGGGUUGGGAAACAUUCAUAUACUACUCAGAAUGUCUUUGAACAAGAACUUUAUUUUGGGUCAGCCAAGAUUAUCCAUCAAGAAACCAAGAAGGAUCGUAUCAUUCUGGAUAAUCAUGAUGAGUAUAACAAACAUCUAGAACAAUGCUAUCCAAGACCUCCAGAACUCUGGAGUUUCAGAUCAUCAAAAAGGACAACUAAAAAAGUACAGAAAGGAAUGAUCCACUGGAAAGCACUUCCCACUCUUAUUGAAGACUUUACCCAAGUGGAUGAAGCACAAUCAUCUAUCCCAGCUGGAAGAGAAAGAGAUCUGCUCACUAAACAUGAAGAAAAUGCAUCUGAGACUGUUCGUAUCCGUAGGACAAUGUUGGAACAGUGGAAAGCUGCCUGGAAAUUUGAUCCUCGGUGGCAGUCAGCAACAAUAGAAGGAAUACUGGAAGACCUUGCAGAUCUGCAUGUUCAAAAUCGUAUCAGGGCUCUACUUGUCUGUGCAUCUGCUGUGCUCGAGCGCCCCUGUAAAUUCCCAAAUGCAAGUCAGGAGUCAGCAUUAGGGCUAGAUGCUGGCAUGAAGGACAUAGAAAUUGAGGAUAUACCGAAAAAAAUACAGCCUUUGCUGCAAAAAACUCUGUUUGACAUGGAUGCACACGUGCGAAUGGCAGCUGCAGUAUGCUUCUAUGCCAUGUGGAAACCAAAUCAAGAGGCACGCUCUAUCAUGAAGAAUGCUCUGAUAAAUGGCAAUUCUGCAGACAGCUGGGCAGCCGCUCAGGCCCUAGCACUGGAAGGAAUUACCAGUUUCCAAGUAGUGAAAAGGAUUCUGUCUCAGAUUUUUGAUCAAAAGGAUGAUGCCUCAGAAGAACAGGCAUGUCUUCUGUUAGCUCGGCUCAGCAAACACACAGGUUUGGUUCAUUGUUUACUGGCAUCGGAACUGAACAGCUAUCAAUGGAUGCAUCGGGUUUUGGCAUGUAAAACAUUGUCUCGUAUUCCAGGGAACGUCACCCGGGACCUCAAGAACAAAAUUGUCCAACUGAUGUGGACAGAUUGGAAAACUGAGGUACGCGAGGCAGCUGCCAAAGCUUUGGGAUAUUUGAAACUUGGAAAAGAAGUCCAUGACCAGCUCAGAGAGAAGCUAAAAAGAGGAGACUGCAGGAGGAAAGUGGAAGCUCUUUCGUUGAUUGGUUGGCUGAAAUUAAUGACAGCCCGGCUACUCCCUGGUUUUCUUCAGUGUUUCUCUGAUGACUUUGUAGCUGUCCGAAAAGAAGCCUGCUGGGCAGCUGGAGCCCUUCAGAUUAAAGAAGAGACAGUACUUAAAUGCCUUUUUAAGAUCAUGCAGACUGAUCCCUUGUGGAAAAUCAAAGCUCUUGCCAUCAGAGCUUUGGGUCAGAUAGGUGAGGUAAGUCCCUACCUAAAAGAUCUUCUUCUCUGGGCCCUUCAUUAUGAAGAAGAUCCUGGUGUACGGAGGGAAGCCUGUAGGAGUAUCAUCACUCUCAAGAUGCAGGAUGAAACUGUUCGGGCUACUUUACUGGAGAGAAUGAUACUGGAACCAAAUGAGGCAGUAAAAAAAGAAGUGAGUCGUGCUGUGACAAAUUUCAAUUUUGAACAAGUGGAAGAGCAAGAAAUGAUCCAAAAAAUCAAGGAUGAGAUUUCCACAUUGAGCCAAACACCCCUAGUGAUUAAGAAAGUACUAAAACUUCAAGAAGUAAUAGAGAAGAUGUGGCAUGAAGCCCACCGCAUUUAUCGGAACAAGGGAGACAUCUUUGCAUAUAGAGAUAUUUGUGCCAUCUUCCUUGACGUUGUUAAAACUGCUUUCGCUGAUCAAACGCGAACUCCAAGCCAGAAGUUCUCAAAGCUUUGGACUGCUAUCUUAAAUUUACUACCUUGGUUAGGAAUCCCUCCAAAUCCAUGGACACGAAGAGCCUUUUAUGAGGCACUGGAAACACACAAGGCAGAACAGAGGAACAUAUCAAAAAACCAAAAACAUCCACAGAAAAGCAGAAACAAUCCAGGGACAUCGAAAAGGGCAAAGAAGCAAUACCUGGUGUCCAUUUUGAGUCAUAACUAG
Python bivittatus (Burmese python) is the source of this 3213-nucleotide messenger RNA. It is a transcript of the gene HEATR4, whose product is annotated as HEAT repeat containing 4. The record is from RefSeq and is a predicted model, not a curated record. Lineage: Eukaryota; Metazoa; Chordata; Lepidosauria; Squamata; Pythonidae. Gene Ontology annotation, molecular function: oxidoreductase activity.